UAUUGUAGCUUCAUCAAUAAGUUAGAAACAUAAAUUAGGCCUUUAAAUGCAGCACGUUACAAAGCGGCAUUAGGCCAUUAGUCAACCUAGCAGUGUUUCUACAUAUCAUGUGUCUAUUUUUUAUUAUUACAUGAUAUUACAGUAACAGGGAGUCUGUGAGGAGUGAUGGUGACAGUGCGCCUCCUGUCUGAAGCUCUGCUCUGUCGGACCUCAAAGUUUCCCCAUGUGAGUCACUGAGUCGCAACUGUUGCACAGAGUUAUCAUUCAGUCCCGCGCGCAGCCUGACCUGCAGGCACCUCCAAUAUGACUCCAACUAAUCUGCAGGCUUCACUCGCCAGAACGAAUCGGGACAUGUACUCUGGAUUGCUUUGUUUUUCUUUCACAAGUGAAGUUUUUAGAAAGUAAUGGGACAACUGUCUGGACCGGAGACGCUCUUUGAGGAAAGGCAGAUCAACUUGACGGAUGAACCGGAGGAGCGAGGACGCGUUUAGACACCGCAGCUCAUCAUUAUGGAUGAAACAUCGCCUACAACAGGGAACACAAAUAUCUGGAAGGCUCUUUAAGGAGGCGUCUGGAGACCUGCAAGAUUGGCAGAACCUAUUAAGAAGAAGUUUGUAAAAGCAUAUCCAGGCAUCCAAGAAUGAGGAUCAAAUACACAAUAUCCGUCGUCUUUUUUGUGACACUUGUUAUCAUUGAGAAGGAAAACAACAUUAUAUCAAGGGUGUCAGACAAGCUUGCCCUCAAGCAGACCCCCCAGACCCCUCUACAGGUCAGUGGUUCUUCUCACGUACUGCUGAAGAACAAUGGUUCCCUCGCCCAACUUCAUAAGCUGGACCCUGCCUUCACCUUGAUGAAGCGGCGCCUAGAGAACUACAGUGAGCACCAGGGGCUGGCGACACGAGGCAGGAAACACAUCCUCCUCUUAGCCACCACCAGGACAGGUUCAUCAUUCGUAGGAGAGUUCUUCAACCAGCAGGGUGACAACAUGUUCUACCUGUUCGAGCCGUUGUGGCACGUGGAGAAGAUGCUGACCCUGGAGACGGGCGGCACAAAUGCCACAGCAUCAGCGAAAGCGUACCGGGAUGUGCUCAGGAAGCUUUUCCUGUGUGACUUUUCUCUGCUGGAGAGCUUUAUUGAACCCCUACCUGUGGACCACAUCACCCCAAACCUCUUCCGCAGGGAGUCCAGCAGCUCUUUGUGUGAGGAGCCGGUCUGCAGCCCAGUUGUCAAAGGGGUCUUUGAGCGUUAUCGCUGCAAGACAAGACGCUGUGGGCCCCUCAAUUUGACAAUGGCGUCACAGUCCUGUCUUCAGAAGGAGCACAGGGCGAUCAAGUCAGUUAGGGUGCGCCAGUUAGAGACCCUUCGUCCUCUAGCUGAGGAUCCACGCCUUGACGUGAGGUUCAUUCAGCUGGUGCGGGAUCCUCGGGCUGUUCUUGCCUCACGUAUGGUGGCCUUUGCUGCCAAAUACAAAAACUGGAAGCAGUGGGCUAUGAAUGGAGAUGUACCCAUUGAUGAUGAUGAGGUGAGGAAGCUGAAAGGGAACUGCGACAACAUCAGGAUGUCAGCGGAGAUCGGCCUCAGGCAGCCACCAUGGUUGCGAAGGCGGUACAUGCUGGUGCGGUAUGAGGACAUAGCCCGGUUCCCCAUGAGAAAGGCUACAGAAAUGUACAAGCUGGCUGGAAUCCCAUUCACUCCACAAGUGAAAUCCUGGAUCCUGAAAAACACCCAGGCCUCCAAAGAGGCCAGUGGUGUUUACUCUACACAGAAAAACUCCUCAGAGCAAGUCGAGAAAUGGAGGUUCAGUUUACCGUUCAAAAUAGCCCAGGUUGUCCAGAGGGUUUGUGGACCAACGCUGAAGCUUUUUGGGUAUAAAUUUGUAAGCAGCGAAGAAAUGCUUACGAAUAAGUCAAUUAGCUUAAUUGAGGACAAAGUGUUCAACUUUCUAUAGACUUUUAAAGCUGGAACUCUAAACUAUGAUGCAAGGAACAACACAGGAAUAUUUCGGAAAACCCUGGAAUGACUGAUAUUUAUUUUGGGCUUUUAAAUUGACACACAGAGCUUUAUAUUUUCUGCUAUUUAACAUUUUUACUACUUAAAAUAGUGUGAUGAAGAAAGUGUUUUACUGAGAAAUCAUGUACAGCUUUCAACAAAGGCGUUUAAGACAAUUAUGAGACUUUAUAUAGGAGUAUAGCCUGAUGGAAACAGAAAGCUAUCUUUGUUUUUGCACUAUUUUCUCUGUCCAAAGAAAACGUUAUCGCAUGUCCAAAGUUAAUUUCUAAGCAAAUAUAAGAAAACCCUAUGGGAGAUACCUGUGGGUUUAUGAACAAUCAGGAGCUGUUUCAAACACUUCUAGGAACCUUAGUUGGUUAGUUUUAUACAGAAACAUCCGAUGAAGCAACAAGUGCUGCUUUUAUACCAAAGAAACUUGAAAGAGCAAUGUUUAUGCACAGCCAAAAAUGAUUUUCUUUGAAUAGGAAUGCCAGUACCAGGAAGAGGAAAUACCAGUAUUUUGGCGGGUAAUGCUCGGCAUGAAAUGCAGUAGUUAUAUUCAAUGCAUUAUUUAUUUGUUUCUUCACUUUGCUAAAUGUUGUAAUGACUCCAGAUCUGAAUGUGCUCCACAGGUUUCCUCCCCUUCUCUAGGGGUACUUUUCUUGCACAAGCAUACUGUAUUUUGCUGUACAUGCAUGUUUAUAAUUGGCCAAAAGCUGUUUGAAGUUGUCCCCAGGACUGUAAGGACACAUUCUGUAAAAACAGAUGUUUACACUGCCACUGUAUGCAAGCAUUCCAACUGCAGCUGGUUUGCAGGAUUGUGCGAGGUUUGUCGGCAGCGCUCUGUCUGUUGACACAAGUCUGUUGGCUGGUGAUAAAAAGAGGCCCUGAUACUCUGGCCUGCCAGACUGUUUGCUGAUGUUCCAGUCUGUUCCUUUUGCAUUCUGUUUGUUGCAAUAAACCUUCUUUUUACA
This is a messenger RNA of Notolabrus celidotus (New Zealand spotty), 2963 nucleotides long. Its product is annotated as carbohydrate sulfotransferase 3-like. Bases 641 to 1948 code for a protein of 435 amino acids. The record is from RefSeq and is a predicted model, not a curated record. Gene Ontology annotation, molecular function: N-acetylglucosamine 6-O-sulfotransferase activity; chondroitin 6-sulfotransferase activity. NCBI's taxonomy places the organism in Eukaryota, Metazoa, Chordata, Actinopteri, Labriformes, Labridae. Gene Ontology annotation, cellular component: Golgi membrane. The transcript is spliced from 3 exons. Gene Ontology annotation, biological process: carbohydrate metabolic process; N-acetylglucosamine metabolic process.